AUGACACCAACGUCUCCACUACUCACCAUCGAGGCGUGUAAGGUACGAAGAAAAACGAUUAAGGCUCAACUUACCAGAUCCAAGAAUUUCGUGGAAUCGGCGGAAAAUUCGCAGUCCUUUGACCGCUUAGAAGUCCGCAUGGAGGGGAUGGAGAAAUAUUUUAAAGAAUUCCACGAAGUACAAACCAUGUUAGAAUUACAACAACCGGAAGAAGAUCACGAAUCGUUCCGAAUGGAAAUCGAAAACAAUUAUUAUGACGCGACGGCUCGCGCGAGAGCACUCAUACGUGCAUGCAACCCACCAACUACACAGCGGUCUACAGAAAGUCGCGAGAGUCCAAACCCUUUUAGUUUUCGGGGUCAGGAACAUAGACAUAAAAGGCUUCCUCAACUCAACCCACCGACAUUUGACGGGCAGUUAGAAUCGUGGGCGACUUUCAAAACGCGAUUCAUGUCCAUGAUUAAUCGAAACGAUGAUUUAUCAGACUCGGAAAAGCUAGAGUACCUACAGUCGGCUUUAACGGGCAAGGCAGCCAAGGUAAUUAACUCCUUAGAGGCUACGGAAGCCAACUAUCGUGAUGCAUGGGAUUUAUUAAUUUCAAAAUAUGACAAUACUCGGAAAACAAUUUUGCGACAUUGGAAUAUAUUAGAGAAUCUCGAGCCUCUGAAAAAUGAAAAUGCGGAUGCAAUAGAAGACCUCGUAGACACCAUUCAACAGCAUCUUCGAUCCCUCAAGGGACUCAACCAAGAAGUCGACAAAUGGGAUUGUGUGAUACUCUCUCUCAUCAUGAGAAAAAUUAGUAAACCCUUAACGCGGCAAUGGGAGUUAACGUUGGAGGACAAUAAACUUCCGUCGUAUCAAUCAUUGAUACAAUUUCUAAUUAAGCACGCGAAUUGUUCCGAACCAAAACCAACCCAAACAACGCCGGGCAGGCAAGGGCAAAAAACAUUACUCGCGGGUGGCAAGUUGUCAACCGCAGGCAGCAAGAGUACGCAUCAGACCUUUUCCACCACCACCAACGAGGCAUGGAAAUGUUCGAUGUGUCAAGAGAAGCAUGCAAUAUAUCAGUGCACGAAAUUCCUAGAUCUUUCGAUUGAAGAUCGCAUCAAGGCAGCGUCGCGCGAAUCAUUGUGCCUCAAUUGUUUGCGAGGAACACAUAAAACAAGGUCAUGUACCUCCAAGGGGCGGUGUCGUGAAUGCCAUAAGCAACAUUAUACGACGGUUCAUCGCGUAAUCGUUGACACACCGACCACGGAAGAAGCAUGA
Neodiprion virginianus is the source of this 1266-nucleotide messenger RNA. RefSeq lists its product as uncharacterized. NCBI's taxonomy places the organism in Eukaryota, Metazoa, Arthropoda, Insecta, Hymenoptera, Diprionidae. The record is from RefSeq and is a predicted model, not a curated record. The transcript has a single exon. Bases 1 to 1266 code for a protein of 421 amino acids.